This is a messenger RNA of Electrophorus electricus (electric eel), 2466 nucleotides long. It is a transcript of the gene kcng4a, whose product is annotated as potassium voltage-gated channel, subfamily G, member 4a. Gene Ontology annotation, biological process: protein homooligomerization; action potential; potassium ion transmembrane transport. Gene Ontology annotation, molecular function: delayed rectifier potassium channel activity. The record is from RefSeq and is a predicted model, not a curated record. Gene Ontology annotation, cellular component: membrane; voltage-gated potassium channel complex. Lineage: Eukaryota; Metazoa; Chordata; Actinopteri; Gymnotiformes; Gymnotidae.
UGCUCGCGCUCCCGUUCGUAAACUUCCCGUCCUCUGACUGCCGAGGGGCGCGCGCGGACUCCCGCACUACUCGCGCAGUCUUUCCAGUGGUUCCAGCCGCUCGGGACGCCUGAUCGGGACGCGUGUCCCCCCCGCGUGUGUCCGGGACUGCCUGUCUACGCUUUCGAAGCCGUGUGAUGAAGAAGUGAAGUCGCGUGUCCGAGCGGGAGUGCGAGGCGUUGUUACCAACUCGCUCGAGAAAGUGAGGAGCGGCGGACGGACGCGGAGCGCACGGGAGGACACGACGGAAUGCUGCGUCCAUGAAUGUUCUGCUGCCUCCUGUGGGAUUUGCUCUUCUGUGCUUGGGAUGACCACCGAUUCCCAGCGCCUGCGGCGGAGCUAACGCUUGGCUGGGGCGGAGCUAAUCUUGCUUCAGACGCUGCACCCCUCUCCAUGCCACCAUGCCAAUCAUCAGUAACGCCAACCAUGACUUCAGCAACCUCUCUGUCAGCGAUGACAGCAGCCUGGACCGGAUCUUCACAGAGAUCCCGGAGACGGAGACGGCCAAGGGCGUGUACUACCAGCGUGCCCGUCUGCUCCGGCGGCCGGAGGACCUGCUGUCGGUGGACCACGCGCUGCAAGCGCUCAUCAACGUGGGCGGGAACCGCUACACGUUUCCGUGGAGCACGCUGGAGCAGUUCCCGCUGACCCGCUUGGGCCGCCUGCGCCCUGGCAGCACUCCCGAGGAGAUCGCAGGCGUGUGCGACGACUACGACGAGGCCCGGCAGGAGUUCUUCUUCGAUCGCAGUCCCAGUAUCUUCCGCGUCAUCCUCAACUUCCUGGCCGCGGGAAAACUCCGUCUGCUGCGCGAGACGUGUGCCCUGUCUCUGCAUGAGGAGCUGGCGUACUGGGGCGUGGAGGCAGCCCACAUGGAACGCUGCUGCAAGCGCAAGAUGUACACGCGCCUGGAAGAGGUAGCCGAACUGGAACGCCGGGAGCAGGAACGCCGAAGCCGCGCCGUUGGGCUGCGCCCCCUGCUAGAGGAGACGCGCUACCGCAGGUUCAUGAGCUGGUUAAGGGACAUGGUGGAGAAUCCCCAGUCGGGUCUGCCGGGGAAGGCGUUUGCCUGCACGUCUGUGCUGAUGGUUGCCGUGACCGUGAUCAGCCUGUGUAUCAGCACCAUGCCGGACCUGAGGGAGGAGGAGAACCGGGGGGAGUGUUCACAAAAGUGCUAUCACAUGUUCAUCGUGGAGACAGUGUGUGUCGCAUGGUUCUCUCUGGAGUUUGCUCUACGCUUCAUCCAGGCGCGCAGCAAGCUGCAGUUUGUCCGCAGUCCGCUCAACGUCAUCGACGCCAUGGCCAUCCUGCCCUACUAUGUCUCGCUGGUGGUGCAGGAGGAGCCUGAGCCAGGGGCGGAGCGUGGGCGGGGCUACCUGGACAAGUUGGGUCUGGUUCUGCGAAUCCUGCGUGCUCUGCGCAUCCUGUACGUGAUGCGCCUGGCGAGACACUCGCUGGGUCUGCAGACACUGGGCCUGACGGUGCGCAGGAGCACGCGCGAGUUCGGCCUGCUGCUUCUCUUCCUGUGUGUGGCCGUCACGCUCUUCUCGCCGCUGGUGCACCUGGCCGAGAGCGAACUGACCGGCGCGCACGACUUCAGCAGCAUCCCCGCCUCCUAUUGGUGGGCCAUCAUCUCCAUGACGACAGUGGGCUACGGUGACAUGGUGCCGCGCAGCAUUCCUGGGCAGGUGGUGGCGCUCAGUAGCAUCCUGAGUGGAAUUCUCAUCAUGGCGUUUCCGGCCACCUCCAUAUUCCACAUGUUCUCACGCUCCUAUCAGGAGCUGAAGCAGGAGCACAGCCGCCUCUUUAAGGAGGAGUGCGCCUCUACCGCUGCGCUCGGGCCAGGGGAGGAGUCAGAGGGGGGCGUGGCUUAUAUUCCCUGCUCACACCCUGAAACUCUGACUCUGCUCAGCAACGGAGGAGAGGCCUCAGCCAAUAACACGCACACUCUCCCAGCAGGUGCCUUCUAGGGAGAUGACACCUGACCUGGGGGCAGGAGAAAUGUGUCCUGGGGUCCCUCUCCAGUUUCCCUCUCUGGAACUCUUGGGCUGUCUCGUCUUCCAUCAGCUGACCAAGCUUAACUGAGAGACUGCCUGCACCACAUUAAGCCUUGAACACUUACAGACUUCCUCACGCUCAGCACUAUUAAACUCCAUGGAGGAGAUGCUCUGUUUAUCACAGCCCUCCUCUGCUCAUGUAGUAAAUGCUCCGAUCUGGGUUGUGUUGCUUCCUUAUUAUGUCAGAAAUGCGUCUUAAACCAACUUCCUUCGUUCCAGGCCAGUUAAACACAGAACAAACUAGCUGAUUGUUUUGAUCCUCUACCUUGUGAAAAAAAGACGUAUUUCACAGGGGUGUUUAAUCUCACUUUUCCUUUGUAGCAUUUUGGACAGACAGCAGUGACGAACCCAAAUAAAGACAGCAGUGAUCACA